This is a messenger RNA of Babjeviella inositovora NRRL Y-12698, 469 nucleotides long. RefSeq lists its product as uncharacterized. The record is from RefSeq and is a predicted model, not a curated record. Bases 69 to 311 code for a protein of 80 amino acids. The transcript has a single exon. Lineage: Eukaryota; Fungi; Ascomycota; Pichiomycetes; Serinales.
CCAAUUUGAGAUAUAUGCAAUAUGUAUUAUGGUUGCGCUCUAUAUUUUCACGAAUAGUAAAAUGUGCCAUGCAACUAGCACAUUCUAUUUCGGUUAUUUCAAUUGGUGCAAGUCAAGCAGUUGAUCGUGAAAGUGAAAUGCUAUACCCGUUGCUCAAGGUCCGAUGUAGGUAUCAACAGAACACUCAAUUAGAUGCUAUAUAUUCACUCAGUAUGACAAUUGCGUGCGUACUGGGUGCACAUAACAUGUCGGUAUAUACUCAUAUGAUCGGAAGUUUACGUGAUAAACUACACCCUAACAAUGUCGCUUGAUCAACAGAAAAACGGAGCCAGAUAUAUUAUAAUAUUUACUUACCACUCAGGAUGUAUCACAUUACAUUAUAAAGAGGCGGUACCGGAGAGAGCUGAUGCCUUCGGAGUUAAAAAGCACCUCCUCUCAAUCUCAACACCAAGUGAAGAGUGGACUCCUU